Exophiala bonariae is the source of this 1704-nucleotide messenger RNA. RefSeq lists its product as uncharacterized. The transcript has a single exon. The coding region runs from base 1 to 1704 and encodes 567 amino acids. Gene Ontology annotation, molecular function: DNA-binding transcription activator activity, RNA polymerase II-specific; zinc ion binding. The record is from RefSeq and is a predicted model, not a curated record. Gene Ontology annotation, biological process: regulation of transcription by RNA polymerase II. NCBI's taxonomy places the organism in Eukaryota, Fungi, Ascomycota, Eurotiomycetes, Chaetothyriales, Herpotrichiellaceae.
AUGGCUGCUUUGGACUAUGUCAAGCGCGAUGGUAAAGUGAAGGGUCCCAUGAUUCAUCGUCGAUCCCAUACAAAAUCAAAAGCUGGUUGUCUCUCGUGUAAGAUCAGGAGAAUCAAAUGCAGUGAGGAGAAACCAACAUGCACCAACUGUGUUCGCAGAUCAAGGAUUUGCGAGUGGCCCGCACCCAGAUUGAAUCCUAUCCAUCUUCGAUUCGGGAAUAGUGCUUGCCAGACAUCUGUAGAACCCCCCAAACAUUCAGUCUCCUCGGUAAAUGACGGUUUUACACUACGGGAUUUGCGGCUGUUCCAUCACUUCCUGAACCACGCUUCCCCGUCUUUGCCCCUAGGCAAUCAGGGUAUCUGGGUUCGCGACAUUCCCCAGCUUGUUCACGAAUACGACCAUCUCAUGCACGCUUUGCUAGCACUCGGAGCAUCGCAUAUUAGCUCUCGUACCACCAAGACUGGAAACACAGAGAAAGACAAUUAUAGGGCACUAGAGCACAGAGGUCGCGCCAUUGCUGGACUAAAGAAAGCAUUCUCCCAGAAUGAAGGAUCCCCUCCAGAGUCCGACGCAAUGUUGGCCACCUGCUAUGCGCUAGCAUUUCAAUCCGCUCAUGUAUCCAACGGAAGUCUGGACUUUGCAACCUUUGUACGUGGUUGCGCAAUGAUCACUCGACGCAUUCAAAGCAGCAAUGAGAACACAGUCUUCCAGCUAUCAACCGACACCACUCAAUGCCCUACGAACUUUUCACCCUCUCACGUCGAUUCUCCCUUGAACUUCCAGCUGCCACCUCAUUUGGCAAACCUCCUCACCCAAGGAGCACGUGCCAUUCAAGACACAGAACCCUACAUGGUCCAACAUCGCGCAGAGAGCAACUUCUAUCAUGGCAUCUACGCAACGCUCAUGGCACUUCAGCAUUCCCCCGCGACGGGUUACGGUCAGUUUCUAAGUUUCUACGCCGUCUGGUUCAAAAUGGCCGAGGAUAGCCUGGACCUACAUCUGACAUCAGGCCUGGUCCGCGACUCGGCACAGCUACUGUGGGCAUACUUUAUCGGCUUACAACUUCUGAUCCUGGUGAUCGUCAACCAAGCAACGAUGGAAAAUGGGGUUCCUCUUCUCGAGGAAGCACGCGACCUUCGCUCCACACGCCUCUCACAACUGACCGUGACGUUGGCAUGGUUCCAAGCGAUCGUCCAGAGCACUCCAGAUCACUUACAACAAUACGUCACAUGGCCUCGGCAGAUGGCCGAUGAAGUCACUGCUGUGUUUGAUGUUCCCAAACCGGGCGACAAAGACGUGCAAGGCAGGCUCAGCGUCCUCCAGAACCUCAAUCUCCAGGCUCAUACCGUUCUCGUCAGCAUUCUGGACAUCUCAGCGACCCUGACGAACUGGACAGAGGAUGGUCUUGCCAGCGUGGCUCGUCUGGGUGCACUGCGUAGCUCUGAAAUCAGGGACGGUAUUCAGCAUGUGUUUCGUCUCGACCGCGUUAGCGCACAGCCCCACCAGGAAACUGCAGUUUUUGCGGGAUGGCAGUCUCAGCCGUCUACAGGAUCGGCCGAUACCAAUGGCGUUGUUGAGACCCUGGAUGCAUCUGAACAUCUCUCCACGGCUGCGCCCACAGGACUCUAUUCGCGCAUGCACGACGAUUUGGACGUUCUCUAUGGUUCUGAUAUGCUGCAUCUGCAUUCGAGGCUGAUGGUUUGA